AUGGCCAAGAAAGCCCAAGUUGGUCCUCAUGUGCUCAAGGUGAUUAGGUACAUAAAAAGGCUUGAGACUUUGGGUUUUGUUGUUAAUGAAAAAUUGCAAUGUGACUUAAUUUUGCAGUCACUGCCUGAUUCUUAUUCACCUUUCAUAAUGAACUUCAAUAUGAACAUGAUGGUGAAGUCCAUGUUAGAGCUCUUAAAUAUGCUGAGGACUGCGAAACAGGACUUGAAGAAGCCUAAACUUGUUUUACUGGUUGUUACUAGUAAAGGCAAGGGUAAGAGUAAAGGAAAGGCCAAGGUUUAUCCCAAGUCCAAACCCAAAGGACAUGAUGCUCUUAAGCCUGAGGGUGGCAUUGGAAAAGGUGGGAAGAUAGUCUGCUUUUAUUGUGGCAAGCUUGGCCAUUAG
This is a messenger RNA of Pistacia vera, 402 nucleotides long. RefSeq lists its product as uncharacterized. Lineage: Eukaryota; Viridiplantae; Streptophyta; Magnoliopsida; Sapindales; Anacardiaceae. Bases 1 to 402 code for a protein of 133 amino acids. The record is from RefSeq and is a predicted model, not a curated record. The transcript has a single exon.